Molecule: messenger RNA, 1500 nt
Organism: Aplysia californica (California sea hare)
Lineage: Eukaryota; Metazoa; Mollusca; Gastropoda; Aplysiida; Aplysiidae
Product: glutathione synthetase-like
Exons: 14
Coding region: 1-1500 (499 amino acids)
Biological process (GO): glutathione biosynthetic process
Cellular component (GO): cytosol
Molecular function (GO): ATP binding; glutathione binding; glutathione synthase activity
Source: RefSeq, a predicted model, not a curated record
AUGAACGGUGUGAUUCAAGUAGACCCUUUCAUGCUGAGCUUGUGGGACGUCUGCUGUAAAGUCAGAGAGUCGGGGAUCAAGCAGCCGCUUCAUCUCGGCUUGUUCCGAAAUGACUUCAUGAUGAACUGUCUAGAUGAUAGCGUAUGUCCUGGUCAGAUUGUCAGCGCAGACCGGCUAGAGCUCAAGCAGAUUGAGUUCAAUACUGUCUCUGCAAGUUGUGGGGGAAUCGCAGGCCAGAUGGCAGAUUUGCACAGAGCUGUAAUCAUAUUUGUAGUGAGUACCUCGGAGCGAAAUGUCAUCGAUCAAAGAUGGGUGGAAUUCAAAGUUUACGACAGGAACCCGAAUAUCCGGAUUCUACGCAAGACUUUCUUGGACAUUUAUAACCACGGCCAUUUGGAUGACCACAGCAGACUCAUCAUUGUGAUUCAAGUAGACCCUUUCAUGCUGAGCUUGUGGGAGGUCUACUGUAAAGUCAGGGAGUCGGGGAUCAAGCAGCCGCUUCAUCUCGGCUUGUUCCGAAAUGACUUCAUGAUGAACUGUCUAGAUGAUAGCGUAUGUCCUGGUCAGAUUGUCAGCGCAGACCGGCUAGAGCUCAAGCAGAUUGAGUUCAAUACUGUCUCUGCAAGUUGUGGGGGAAUCGCAGGCCAGAUGGCAGAUUUGCACAGACUGUCUCUUGGAAUGGCUGGGAAAGACUUGAAACCAGAACAGCUUCCGGACAACAAGCCUGCUGUGGGACUUGCUGACGGUUUGGUUAAAGCGUGGGAACUCUACGGAAAUCCCAGGUACAGAGUGACACAUUUGAUGCCGACAAGCCUGGAGCUUGUGGAGUCUUCAGAUAUCCUAGAUGGUGAUGAAGUAGCAUUGAUCUACCUGAGGGAUGGAUACACAGCAGAAAACUACACUUCUCAGAAGGAAUGGGACGCCAGGCUGAAGUGUGAACUGUCUCGUGCCAUCAAAUGUCCCUCUGUACAGCUUCAGCUGACCGGGGCCAAGAAAAUCCAACAAGAGCUGACUCGGCCCGGGGCUCUGGAACGUUUUGUCUCUGACCCACAGGUGGUCAACACACUGAGGGACACCUUUGCUGACCAGUACAGUCUGGACCUGAACCAAGAAGGGGAUGCUGCCGUGAAGCUCGCCUUGCAGUCUCCUGAGAAAUUUGUCUUGAAACCCCAACGUGAAGGCGGAGGUAACAACUUGUACAAUGAUGACAUCACCCAUUUCUUCAAGGAGCACAAUGGCUCCAAAGAGCGGAGUGCGUACAUUUUGAUGCAGAGAAUUUACCCAUGGCAACAGAAGAACUAUCUUGUCAAGCCUGGAGUCCCUUUUGUUUUGUCCGAUGUCGUCAGUGAGCUGGGCGUAUUUGGAGCAUACAUUGGAUCCGCUGAUUCGGAGGUCGUGAACUUUGAAUGUGGUUACCUAAUGAGGACGAAGAUCCAGGGCAUUGACGAGGGGGGCAUUUUUGCUGGCUUCGCAGUUUGGGACAAUCCUCUGGUCAUCUAG